Molecule: messenger RNA, 975 nt
Organism: Rhizoctonia solani
Lineage: Eukaryota; Fungi; Basidiomycota; Agaricomycetes; Cantharellales; Ceratobasidiaceae
Exons: 2
Coding region: 1-975 (324 amino acids)
Source: RefSeq, a predicted model, not a curated record
AUGCUCACGUAUCUUCAGAGCGGUCCGCUCAGACUGGCCGUGGUGUUGACUGUGUCAUGGCUGAGUAAGGCGUUUGUCGAUCCCCCGCCCGAGUCGUGUGAAACUAAUUCGGGUCCGGUUCUAGGUCUCUUCACGCUGUUCAUCACGUUCAGCUCAUUUAUGCGGGGGCCCGAAUUUCAACAUUCAGUGAGCACUAUACCCCAUGGCGUUGUGGAGCAACGGGUCCUAUCGGUUUCAGCUCUCAAGAAAUACCCCAUCAGCCCAGUAAACCAGGUCAUCCUCGACUCGGCCGUAUUUCCAUAUAUCCCCUUCAUGCUUGAUACCACUAGUGAUACUCCCCGAGUCAACGGCGCCUCACCCACCGACGGCAUACGGGUUGCUUCCAAGGACACCUUACCAUGGUCUACUUUCGGUGUCUCAUCGACCGAUGCAGUUCUGCUAAACGAAAUGGUUUUCGAUUCCGAAAGACAGUCAUGGCAGUUUCCAAAGUUGGCCAUCUACGCCUGGUCAGUCAAGGGCAAGACCAACGCGCAUCACGAGAAGAUUUACCUGGCCCUCAAUUACGCGCCUAUUCCCAAGCCCCAAGAUGCGUUUAUGAUUCUCGUUCGCACCGAUAAAGAUUGGGUCAUCGAGUUUGUGCGCCCGUUGGAUGCAAGCGCCCCGAACAAGUCCCUUCCAUUCCUGCGCAUGCUCUCCGUUUUCCUCUGGCCCAUCAUGUUCCAUAAUUUCUUGGGCGCAGCGGGCUUGUCAGGGGUAUUCUUAAUUUGGAUCUGCAUACUCACGGCUGGAUACGCUGGCAUGACGAUCCUCGUCACUCAAUACAUUGUACGCAGGGAUCAUGAAGGGGCUAGGAGAAGGGAGGGUGCGGCGCAACGUUGGGAAGCAGAGGGAUGGGCCGACAUGGGUCUUGUUCCAGGAGAACAAGGGACGCGUCCUGCAGAAUGCAACGAAUUACCUUCCAAGAGUGGUGCAUAG